AGAAUUACAGAACAAGGGUGAGUCUUUGAAGAAAUGCAUCAAAACCAACUGUAGCCACGGACAAGAUCUCCUUCUGCAAAUCGGCAUCAAAGCACACUCAUUACUUAAUUAACCUUUAGUCGGUUAUAAUAGGUGGAAACAAGUGAAACUUAAAAUACAGGGCAUCAUUGAGACCUGAGACUUGAAAGACCGGUGUUGUUUUGGGUGUUGGCGAAUUGCCGAUACUGUACUAGAAAUAGGCGGGUUCCACACACAGCACACUUAACUUUCCUGCCACUGGAUGGUUUAGGACACGGGCUCUACUCAACCCAGUCAGUACUUGGGCGGCUCUGAGUGGCUUUGGGACGCGAAAUAUACUGGAAUAUACUGCAACUGAAAGCAAAGGCUAAAUAAAACAACAGAAGGAAUCAUGGAAGUCAAUGGAAUUGUCGGCAGACUUGGUCUGGAGGGAGACCCGGACCUGCAGUUUUUGCUGAACGGUGGAGACUUACUAAAGGUGAAGUCCAGGUCAUGGAGGAAGACCCGGUACUUUCGGCUGAAUGAAGAUCUCAAGACCAUGUGGCAAGAGACAAGCAAAACGUUCAAGAGCAACUCCGGCUUCAGUCUCGAGGAUGUUGAUUCGGUGCGGUAUGGACGUCAAACUGAUGGGCUGCGGAAGUACACUGACUCCUCAGUGGAGGACCGCUGCUUGUCCUUCAUCUUCAAAGGUCGACGAAAGAAUCUGGACUUGAUCGCCUCAUCCAAAGAGGAGGCAAAGAAAUGGGUUAGCGGUCUGGAGAAGGUCAUGACUGGCAUGCACAGCCUCAACCGACAACAGAACUCCGAACACUGGAUCUAUAACUGCAUGCGUAAGGCAGACAAGAAUGCAGACAACAAAAUGUCCUUGAAGGAGUUGAAGCAUUUCCUACGUCAGAUCAAUGUUGAGGUGGACGACAGUUAUGCUGAGAUGCUCUUCAAGAAAUGUGACACAUCAAACUCUGGCACACUGGAGGGAUCAGAGAUUAAACACUUCUAUGAUUUACUGACUUAUCGUGAGGAAAUUGAUGUGAUCUAUAAGAAGUACGCUACUAGUAAUGGACAGAUGAGUUCCGCCGACCUGUUGAACUUCCUCCAAAUUGAGCAGAGGGAACCAGUGUCUUUGGAUUAUGCACAGAAGCUUAUCAUGAAAUAUGAGAUGGAUGAGACAGCCAAACAGAACAAAUACAUGAGCAAAGAUGGUUUCCUGAUGUACCUGAACCAUGAAGAUGGCUCCAUCUUUAACCCCGCCCACAAACCCAUAUACCAAGACAUGCGCCAGCCGCUCAAUCAUUACUUCAUUUCCUCUUCCCACAACACUUAUCUUAUGGAGGACCAGCUGAAGGGGCCUAGCAGCACAGAAGCCUAUAUCAAAGCGCUGAUGAAGAGUUGCCGUUGUGUGGAGCUGGAUUGCUGGGACGGUCCAAACGGAGAGCCGGUCAUUUACCACGGUCAUACGCUCACAUCCAAAGUGCUUUUCAGAGAUGUCAUCAAGGCCAUCAAAGAAUAUGCUUUCAAAACUUCACAGUAUCCAGUGAUCCUGUCUUUGGAGAACCAUUGCACCAUAGAGCAGCAGAAGAUCAUGGCCCAUCACUUAACCUCCAUCCUGGGAAGCGCUCUGCUCACUCAACCCCUGGGGUAUCAAAUGCCCACCACUUUUCCAGGACCAGAGGAGCUGAAGGGACACUUCUUGAUCAAGGGCAAGCGUUUGAACAAACUGGAUGCGGCAUUCAACAACAACACCACAGAGGAUGUGGACAGUGUGUCAGAGGAAGAUGAGGCUGCUGAACUCAAAGAGGCUGAACAGAAACCCAAGGAAAAGACUGCCAAAAAGAUCAAGCUGGCAAAGGAGCUGUCAGAUCUGGUCAUCUACUGCAAGAGUGUUCAUUUCAGCACCUUCGAGCAUUCAAGAGACAACCAAGCUUUUUAUGAAAUGGCUUCCUACAAGGAGAGCAAAGCAAUGAACCUGGCAGAAAACUCAGCUACAGCAUUUAUUCAUCAUAACAUGGAUAAGCUGAGCCGAAUCUACCCAGCUGGCUCUAGAACUGAUUCGUCCAAUUACAAUCCAGUGCCGCUGUGGAACGCCGGUUGCCAAAUAGUGGCUCUAAACUUCCAGACUCCCGGUAAGGAGAUGGAUCUGAAUCAGGCCCGCUUUCUACCUAAUGGCAAGUGUGGCUACAUACUGAAGCCAGAGUUUAUGAGAGACCCCGCCUCCCAGUUUGACCCCAAGUGCCUCACUGUAGGCCCCUGGCUGCAGAAAAAGACGUUCCAUGUCAUGAUCAUCUCAGCCCAGCAACUGCCUAAGAUCAACAAAGACAAGCAGAGCUCCAUAGUGGAUCCUCAGGUCCGAGUGGAGAUCUACGGUGUCCCCGCAGACAACGCCAGCAAACAGACACAUCACAUUGACAACAAUGGUUUCAAUCCUAUGUGGAACGCAAGAUUCCAGUUCACCGUUCACGUGCCAGAACUGGCUUUGGUGCGCUUUGUAGUGGAGGACUACGACGCUGCUUCCCAUAACGACCUUGUUGGCCUCUACACUCUGCCCUUCACCAGCAUGCAGAAUGGAUACCGUCAUGUGCCUCUGCUCACAAAAAGAGGAAGCCUCAUUCCUUCAGCAGGACUGUUUGUACACAUCAUGGUUCUUGAUGCCAAAUAAACUCCAACAUUCCCCUCAAUCAUCGCAAUGUGGAUCAAUGAGCAGGACAAUCAACUAAACUGUUCUCUGCAAACACUUUUAGGAUAAGAUUUGGACUUUCCAAAGAGCUCUCCAUACCAUUUAAGCACCAAGGCCUACCUUAAAGGGAUAGUUUAUAGUUUAUAGUUUAUUAUUUUGUCAUGGAUUAAUCACACUCAUGUCGUUCCAAACCCGUAAGACCUUCACUUAUCUUCGGAAGGCAAAUGAAGAUAUUUUAGAUGAAUUCCAAAAGCUUUCUGACCCUGCAUAGACAGUGACACAACCGACACAUUCAAGGCCCAGAAAGAUAUUAAGGACUUUUUUAAAAUAGUCCAUGUGACAUCAGUGGUUUAAUAACUUUAACAGACAAAACCGUCAGUCUUUGACGUGCGGUUAUAAGAUAAAGUUGUUAUUUUUGUUUACUUUGCACCUUAAGCAUUGCAUUGCAGUCUAUUCAGGGUCAUAAUAAAGCUCUUGAAUUUCAUAAAAAAAAAAUCUUAAUUUGGGUUGCGAAGAUGAACGAAGGUCUUACGGCAUCAGGGUAAGUAAUUAAUGACAGAAUUUUCAUUUUUGGGCAAACUAUCAUCUUAAAAUUGUUAAAAAUGUGGUUUAGCUUUGAAAAACAGGUGUAGUUAAAAAAAAGAUCUAAAUAUAUAUAUAUAUAAUUAAGAAAUAAUAUAAAAUCAAAUUGUCCUUAAAAUUCUACAGAAUCCACAGGAGGCAAAUUUUAAAAAAUAAAUUAAUAAAAAAGAUAUUUUAUAUCAAGUAAAAUGAAAUUUUAAUAUUUUAAGUAAAAUGUUUAUAUUUUACCAUAUUGAAAUCCAUUUUGAAAAUUCCAUCAUUCCUAUCUAAAUCAGUUUUUGGUGCAUUUUUUUACCAAAAAUGAACUCAAACCAAUUUUAUCAUCAAAGAUUUGUGAUUGGAGAAUGUUUUACUUAACACUGUUUUCUAUUUUAAUAUCAAAAAAAAAAAAAAAAAAGUAUAUUUAAAAA
This is a messenger RNA of Labeo rohita (rohu), 3681 nucleotides long. It is a transcript of the gene plcd1a, whose product is annotated as phospholipase C, delta 1a. NCBI's taxonomy places the organism in Eukaryota, Metazoa, Chordata, Actinopteri, Cypriniformes, Cyprinidae. Gene Ontology annotation, molecular function: calcium ion binding; phosphatidylinositol-4,5-bisphosphate phospholipase C activity. Bases 410 to 2671 code for a protein of 753 amino acids. The transcript is spliced from 15 exons. Gene Ontology annotation, biological process: phosphatidylinositol-mediated signaling; lipid metabolic process. The record is from RefSeq and is a predicted model, not a curated record.